AUGUCGGGCAUCCCAAAAGAGAUAGCAACCCACAAGUUGAACGUCGACCCAUUUUACCCUCCAGUAAGGCAAAUAAGACGAAAAUUCAACUCCGCAAUAAAUGAUGUGGUCCGCGAAGAGGUCGAAAAACUAAUGAAAAAUGGAUCUAUCAGAGAAUCAAAGUACCCUCAAUGGGUCGCCAACGUGGUCAUGGUACAAAAGAAAAACGGGAAGUGGUGGAUGUGCGUAGACUUCACAGAUUUGAAUAAAGCCUGCCCAAAAGACUCGUUCCCGCUGCCCCAUAUUGACCAACACAUUGAUGCAACAGCCAGGCAUGAACUGCUAAGCUUCUUGGAUGCCUACUCAGGCUACAACCAAAUCCCCAUGGAGGAGGAGGACCAAGAAAAGACCACUUUCUUCACUCACUAUAGGACGUAUUGUUAUAAGGUUAUAUCGUUGGGGUUGAAAAAUAUGGGGGCCACAUAUCAAAGGUUGGUGACCAAAAUGUUCAAAGAUCAACUUGGUAAAACUAUGAAAGUCUAUAUCGACGACAUGUUGGUCAAGUCGAAGAGGAUGGAGGAUCACAUCAACCACUUGAAAAAUCCUUCGACAUACUCAGACGGUACGGUAUAA
Messenger RNA from Nicotiana tabacum (common tobacco), 612 nucleotides. Lineage: Eukaryota; Viridiplantae; Streptophyta; Magnoliopsida; Solanales; Solanaceae. The record is from RefSeq and is a predicted model, not a curated record.